AGGCAAACCUCUCCAGAUGCCACUUCCAAAUAUAGGCUCUCAUUAACACCAGAGGCUGGCCUGGUGUGGUGCAGGGCGGCCCUUCCUUCCCCUGGCGGACACUGUGUCCCCGCGCGCUGGCGCUGCACCACAUCUGGAAGCCAGGCGGGCAGGGCAGAGACCCCGGCUCCUGCGCCCCUCCUAGCUCCCAGAGAGCGUGGAUCGCGGGCGGGGCUCACCAAGCGAGCUGUCCCAGAGGGAGGAGCUGAAAUCUGAACCUCUCAGCUGUGAUUGGAUCUUUCUUGCAAAAGAGAGGAAAAAAAAACCCUCCCAGCCAAAACGGGCUCAGUUCGUAAAGGAGCCGGGCGACUUCAGAGGCGCCGGCCCGUCCGCCUGCCGCACCUGAGCACGGCCCCUGCCCGAGCCUGGCCCGCCGCGAUGCUGUAGGGACCGCCGUGUCCUCCCGCCGGACCGUUAUCCGCGCCGGGCGCCCGCCAGACCCGCUGGCAAGAUGCCGCGCUCCUUCCUGGUCAAGAAGCAUUUCAACGCCUCCAAAAAGCCAAACUACAGCGAACUGGACACACAUACAGUGAUUAUUUCCCCGUAUCUCUAUGAGAGUUACUCCAUGCCUGUCAUACCACAACCAGAGAUCCUCAGCUCAGGAGCAUACAGCCCCAUCACUGUGUGGACUACGGCAGCUCCAUUCCACGCCCAGCUACCCAAUGGCCUCUCUCCUCUUUCCGGAUACUCCUCAUCUUUGGGGCGAGUGAGUCCCCCUCCUCCAUCUGACACUUCCUCCAAGGACCACAGUGGCUCAGAAAGCCCCAUUAGUGAUGAAGAGGAAAGACUACAGUCCAAGCUUUCAGACCCCCAUGCCAUUGAAGCUGAAAAGUUUCAGUGCAAUUUAUGCAAUAAGACCUAUUCAACUUUUUCUGGGCUGGCCAAACAUAAGCAGCUGCACUGCGAUGCCCAGUCUAGAAAAUCUUUCAGCUGUAAAUACUGUGACAAGGAAUAUGUGAGCCUGGGCGCCCUGAAGAUGCAUAUUCGGACCCACACAUUACCUUGUGUUUGCAAGAUCUGCGGCAAGGCGUUUUCCAGACCCUGGUUGCUUCAAGGACACAUUAGAACUCAUACGGGGGAGAAGCCUUUUUCUUGCCCUCACUGCAACAGAGCAUUUGCAGACAGGUCAAACCUGAGGGCUCAUCUGCAGACCCAUUCUGAUGUAAAGAAAUACCAGUGCAAAAACUGCUCCAAAACCUUCUCCAGAAUGUCUCUCCUGCACAAACAUGAGGAAUCUGGCUGCUGUGUAGCACACUGAGUGACGCAAUCAAUGUUUACUCAAACAGAAUGCAUUUCUUCACUCCGAAGCCAAAUGACAAAUAAAGUCCAAAGGCAUUUUCUCCUGUGCUGACCGACCAAAUAAUAUGUAUAGACACACACACAUAUGCACACACACACACACACACACACACACACACAGAGAGCUGCAAGAGCAUGGAAUUCGUGUGUUUAAAGAUAAUCCUUUCCAUGUGAAGUUUAAAACUACUAUAUAUUUGCUGAUGGCUAGAUUGAGAGAAUAAAAGACAGUAACCUUUCUCUUCAAAGAUAAAAUGAAAAGCACAUUGCAUCUUUUCUUCCUAAAAAAAUGCAAAGAUUUACAUUGCUGCCAAAUCAUUUCAACUGAAAAGAACAGUAUUGCUUUGUAAUAGAGUCUGUAAUAGGAUUUCCCAUAGGAAGAGAUCUGCCAGACGCGAACUCAGGUGCCUUAAAAAGUAUUCCAAGUUUACUCUAUCACAUGUCGGAUGUCUGGUUGCCAUUGUUGAACUACAGCCUUUUUUUGAUUACCUGUAGUGCUUUAAAGUAUAUUUUUAAAAGAGAGGGAAAAAAUAACAAGAACAAAACACAGGAGAAUGUAUUAAAAGUAUUUUUGUUUUGUUUUGUUUUUGCCAAUUAACAGUAUGUGCCUUGGGGGAGGAGGGAAAGAUUAGCUUUGAACAUUCCUGGCACAUGCUCCAUUGUCUUACUAUUUUAAAACAUUUUAAUAAUUUUUGAAAAUUAAUUAAAGAUGGGAAUAAGUGCAAAAGAGGAUUCUUACGAAUUCAUUAAUGUACUUAAACUAUUUCAAAUGCAUACCACAAAUGCAAUAAUACAAUACCCCUUCCAAGUGCCUUUUUAAAUUGUGUAGUUGAUGAGUCAAUGUAAAUUUGUGUUUAUUUUUAUAUGAUUGAAUGAGUUCUGUAUGAAACUGAGAUGUUGUCUAUAGCUAUGUCUAUAAACAACCUGAAGACUUGUGAAAUCAAUGUUUCUUUUUUAAAAAACAAUUUUCAAGGUUUUUUUUACAAUAAACAGUUUUGAUUUAAAA
This is a messenger RNA of Pongo pygmaeus (Bornean orangutan), 2341 nucleotides long. RefSeq names its product snail family transcriptional repressor 2 (gene SNAI2). Lineage: Eukaryota; Metazoa; Chordata; Mammalia; Primates; Hominidae. The record is from RefSeq and is a predicted model, not a curated record. Gene Ontology annotation, biological process: regulation of DNA-templated transcription. Gene Ontology annotation, molecular function: RNA polymerase II cis-regulatory region sequence-specific DNA binding; DNA-binding transcription factor activity, RNA polymerase II-specific. The coding region runs from base 491 to 1297 and encodes 268 amino acids. The transcript has 4 exons.